UUAUAUUAUCUGCAUCCUUCUAUAAAAAUACGAAUCACUACACUAAUUGAUGGCCGAUGGUUACUCCGCUGAAAGCUGAGGUCCUCCCCUCCCCUCCUACUCUAUCCAAAACCAGUUCCCCCGGCUUCUCAUUUCUCUCUGCCUCACCACCAGGAUAUGAUGAGCAGUAUAUCGAGCCACCAUUGUAAUUGCUCACUAGGAUUUCAGGAGAAUCUUCUCAGAGGAAGAUUUAGUAAAACUCCAUGUCCAGGAUACUCUGGUCCAUUUCCUCCUUCCAGAGGAUUGGAAAAACUAGUUUUUAUCCAUGGCCAAUGCCUUGGUCGUAGAUAUUGUCAAGGUGUUAAGAAAUACAGGCCGGCCUUAUCCAGUAUGGUGGAUGAUGGCAUGGAUCCAGAUAACUCAAAAGAUGGGAAUAAUGACAAAGAAUCUACAAAAGGCGAAACUGGAGGAGUGAACAACGAAAUACUUCGAGAGAAUCUCGAAAGAAUAGUUGGAACAGAUGAUUCGGCCUUUAGUGGGAUAGACCUUGCAACCCUUAUUAGGAACAAGUAUGGGAGGUCUUAUGAUGUUCAACUGAUAAAGAAGGAGUUCAUGGGAAGAAAUCUUCUUGCUUUGAAUGUGAUGUGGAAGUACGUGGAGCAGAGAUCCUUUCCGCUGACUGAAGAGGAGUAUCUUCUGAGGCUUGAUGAUGUGGCAAACAUGUUGAGAUGUUGGGGAGCUGUCUCACAUAUUCGAAACAGCCUAGCUAAGUUGAAAGAGCGGCCUCGGAUAGGAAAGGCAGUUAGCAUUUUUAUAGACAUGGAUGAGUCAGGAGGCCGUGCAGAUGAAUGGAUCUACAAGUAGACAGCUCAAAGGAGAGAGUGUUUAUGACGAGGGAGGAACCAUACCCACCAACACAACAUCCUUGGCCAUUAUCGUAAGGUUCUGACAGCGGUAGGGCACAAGGAAAAUUGGUGCCUUGAGAUUCCAAUUUGUUUAUCAUUCCAUAUAUACCAUGGUGGCAUAUGAACCCUCCGUAGAUUCUAUCAUAGCGAAACCUCUCUUUACAUGUAAGAGGAAUAGAGGAUGCUCAUCUUUUGAUCUAUGCACUUCUUACCUCACUCCAUGUAAAUAUAGAAGUUUGUUAUGAUGCAUGUAGACUGGACACCCUUUUUCACGUUACAAGGUAAGAUACAUACACAUCAGAGGUAUUUGACAGCU
Messenger RNA from Alnus glutinosa, 1200 nucleotides. RefSeq lists its product as uncharacterized. The coding region runs from base 157 to 843 and encodes 228 amino acids. The transcript has 6 exons. NCBI's taxonomy places the organism in Eukaryota, Viridiplantae, Streptophyta, Magnoliopsida, Fagales, Betulaceae. The record is from RefSeq and is a predicted model, not a curated record.